Messenger RNA from Paramecium sonneborni, 1108 nucleotides. The record is from the annotation of a GenBank genome assembly. NCBI's taxonomy places the organism in Eukaryota, Ciliophora, Oligohymenophorea, Peniculida, Parameciidae.
AUGUUUCCUUUUGUGGACAACUUGUUGAGAAAUGAUUUUCCUUUAUUUUUUUUCGACGAUAUUUUUAUUCCAGGACCAGGAAUUAGAGUUUAAGUUCCUCGUCCACCAUACACAAAUAGACAAUUCAGAGAUUAAGCUCCAAAAGUAAUUUGAUGGAGAAUUUAUUGAAGCCACCAAGUUUGAAGUUAAUGUAGAGUGUGAAAAAAUCAUUGAAAAAUUAUUCAGAAACACAAGGAUAAUACUGGGCUAUAUUGGGAGAUGAAGCAUAUGAAAAAGGUGAUUACUUUAGGGCAAUAACACAUUAUACAAAAGCAAUCGAAAUAUCAGAGGGAACAGAGGGUUCAUUUUUUAGAAGUAGAGGAUUAGCUUUGAAAUAAGCAGGAAGCUUGGAGCCAGUAUGAAAUUGAUAUUAUAUCACUUUAGGCUUAUCGAGAUGCUAUAACAGCAAUAGAAUUGGAUGAUAAAAAUAUAAAGGCUCAUCUGUUAUGUGGACAAAUAUUGGCUGAACGUGGAAAGAGUGCAGAUAAUACAUAAGAUAUUGAGAUGGCUAUAACAAGAUUAACAAAGUCUAGGACAUUGUGUGCAGGAUAAAAAAAGGAAUAUUAUGAGGAUGAGUUAAGUAAGUACAUUUAUAGAGCUAAAAAAUUGUUGUGGUACAAAAAUUAAGAAAUAAAUAAUAAAAAUAAAAGAGUAGCGAUAGAAAAUUAUAAACUUUUUUUGCAUUCAAGAUAGAAUUUAAAUGGAGAGGAACGUAAAAAAGAAUUAGAAGGAUUUAUAAAUUCAAUAGGAAAUCCUGAUUAGAAAUAAGUAUAUGAUAUUCCAAGUUAUUUGAUAUGUAAAAUAACAUUGGUAAUAAUAAAAUGAGAUUAUGAUGUAGGAAUUGAUGGAAAAUCCUGUAGUGAAUGACGCUGGUUAAACAUAUGAACGUGAUAUGUUAAUAGAGGCUAUAAAGAAGAAUGGUCCAAGUGAUCCUACAACAAGAUAACCUAUAAGCAAGAACUUUUAUCCUAAUUUGAAUGUGAAGUAGGCAACAUAAGACUUUUUAUUGAAAAAUCCAUGGGCUUUUGAAUUUCAGAAGGGUGAAGAGUAUCAAAGUAUUGAGUUCUGA